UAUGACUUUGCAAGUGGAGUUAUAUUUGCAUGUCUCAUUCUUGUUGGAUACAAAACUACGAUUCUGGCGUCCCGAAUGAUCAAAACGAAGACGAUGAAAGCUCCGAACGUUGAGACGUACAUAAAGAAAUACGGAUCACUAGCUCCAAAGAGAUACCAAUGUUCUGAUAUCAAGAAAAUAACCAACUCGUUCGUGGAGAAACUCGGUGAAGGCGGGUUCUGCAGUGUCUACAAAGGUAAGCUCGAAGACGGUCGUCUCGUUGCGGUCAAGGUUCUUAAAACCGACGUUAGUAAAGGAAAUGGGGAAGAAUUCCUAAAUGAGGUUAUCAGCAUUAGCAGAACAUCCCAUGUUAAUAUUGUCUCCCUUAUCGGAUAUUGUUAUGCCACGGACAAGCAUGCUCUGCUGUUUGAGUUUAUGCCCAAUGGUUCCCUGGAAAAGUUCAUACACAAUGAAAGCAUUUCUACUGCAGGGCGCCUUGCGUGGGACAAAUUGCUCGAAAUCACAGUAGGAAUAGCUCGAGGCCUUGAGUAUCUCCAUCGAGGCUGCAGCACAAGGAUUUUACAUCUCGACAUAAAACCUCACAAUGUACUUUUAGAAGAAAACUUUUGCCCCAAGAUCUCUGAUUUCGGUCUUUCGAAACUGUGUCCUAAAGGGAGCGUUAUAACUAUGUCCCGUGCUCAAGGGACGUUCGGAUAUAUUGCCCCGGAACUGUUUAGUAGGGAAUUCGGGAGAGUUUCACACAAGGCGGAUGUUUAUAGUUUCGGAAUGAUGGUUCUAGAGAUGGUGGGAGGAAGAAAGAAUAUAGAUGAAUCUGCAGUCGAUAGUAGUGAGAUAUAUUAUCCACAUUGGGUACACGACCGUCUCCGGAAAGACAACAGCCUAGGAUUGCAUGGUAUAAUUACGAGCCGAGACAACGAAAUCUCAAAGAAGAUGGUAAUAAUAGGGCUGUGGUGCAUACAAACCUACCCGGUACACAGGCCAUCAAUGAAUGAUGUUCUGUUUAUGCUGGAAGGUAGUUUAGAUGCCUUCAUAUAUACCCCUUCAAGAACUCCUUUAGACCUUUAG
Molecule: messenger RNA, 1065 nt
Organism: Hibiscus syriacus
Lineage: Eukaryota; Viridiplantae; Streptophyta; Magnoliopsida; Malvales; Malvaceae
Product: PR5-like receptor kinase
Exons: 1
Coding region: 76-1065 (329 amino acids)
Biological process (GO): protein phosphorylation
Molecular function (GO): ATP binding; protein kinase activity
Source: RefSeq, a predicted model, not a curated record